UUCUCUAUCUUCACAAACAUUUUUAGUUUCUCUCUCAAUUUCGUUCUUGCUCCCAAAGCUUCUAUCAAAAUCUUCAUUCUCCAGACCCUCAGGAACAUUCAGGAGAGACCCACAAUUUUAACAACAAAGAGAAAACCAAAUUUAUUUAAAAGUUUUUUGGAGAAUCGAAAAAAAAAAAAAAAAAAUGAGCUGCAAUGGUUGCCGUGUUCUCCGAAAAGGUUGCAGCGAGAACUGUAUCCUCAGACCAUGUAUUCAAUGGAUUGAAACCGCCGAUGCUCAAGGCCACGCUACCGUCUUCGUCGCUAAAUUCUUCGGCCGUGCUGGUCUCAUGUCCUUUAUCUCCGCCGUACCGGAUUCUCAACGUCCUGCUUUGUUUCAGUCUUUGUUAUACGAAGCUUGUGGAAGAACAGUGAAUCCAGUAAACGGAGCAAUCGGAAUGUUAUGGACUGAAAACUGGAAUAUUUGCCAAGCCGCGGUUGAAACGGUGCUUCGCGGCGGUUCUUUGAGACCGAUCCCGGAGCUUCUCACUCACGGCGGCGGAUUCGCUGGGUUUCCAUCUCCUACAUCUGAAGAAGCAUCUGAGAUCUGCACUGAGAUGUUGAAUCUCCAGCAGAAUAAUAAUAAUGAUUCAUCCGAUCGUAACAUAUACCAUCACUCUCGGUUCUCCAGCUCUAGAUCUAGAUCCACCAUGGAUUCUUCUUCUCCUCCGACGAAACGUAAGCGGGUAACAACAUCAGAACAACAACAACAACAACCAUCUUCGGAGCUUGAUCUAUCUCUGUUCCCUAAAUCAACAACGCCUUCUUCUACACGGCGGCGAUCACUAACACCGUCGAUGAACUCGGAGGACUCUGUUACGACCACGACCACGGCGUCGUUUUGUGACAAGGGUGAUGUGUUGUACGGAGGCAACGGAGGAGGUGAAACGAGCAAGCUGCUUAACCUUUUUGUUUAAUUAAUGCAAAAACGGCGUCGUGUUUUUUGUCACUGAUUUUAAUAGUUUUUAGGGUUUAAAAUGUAAUUUUACACAUUUUCUUCUCUUUUUUUUUCCCCGUGGGUAAAAAAAAUAUUGGUCCGGCGAAUUAACAACGUCGUUUUUGAAUUCUCUCGGUUUAGAGGUUUAUUAGUAUUAAUCAAUGUAAAACUUUUAUUGAGUUCAAAAUUUGAUCAUUUCGAUGGUGUGAUUUA
This is a messenger RNA of Camelina sativa (false flax), 1188 nucleotides long. RefSeq names its product LOB domain-containing protein 37-like. Gene Ontology annotation, biological process: regulation of gene expression. The record is from RefSeq and is a predicted model, not a curated record. NCBI's taxonomy places the organism in Eukaryota, Viridiplantae, Streptophyta, Magnoliopsida, Brassicales, Brassicaceae.